Messenger RNA from Arthroderma uncinatum, 1302 nucleotides. Its product is annotated as vacuolar protein sorting-associated protein 4. The record is from RefSeq and is a predicted model, not a curated record. Gene Ontology annotation, molecular function: ATP hydrolysis activity; ATP binding. The coding region runs from base 1 to 1302 and encodes 433 amino acids. NCBI's taxonomy places the organism in Eukaryota, Fungi, Ascomycota, Eurotiomycetes, Onygenales, Arthrodermataceae. Gene Ontology annotation, biological process: vacuole organization; endosomal transport. The transcript has 4 exons.
AUGAGCAAUACCGAUUUCCUUGGCCGGGCGAUCGACACUGUGAAGAGCGCGAUUGAACAUGAUAAUGCGGGCGAAUAUGAGAAAGCAUACCAAACAUACUACUCGGCUCUCGAGCUUUUUAUGCUUGCUUUAAAAUGGGAGAAAAACCCCAAAUCGAAGGAGAUGAUCCGAGCGAAGACCGGGGAAUAUAUGGAGAGGGCAGAGAAGCUAAAAAAUCACCUGGCUGGGCUGGACAAUCGGAAGAAACCAAGCGCAGUUGGAACGAAUGGGAAGAUCGCACAAGGAAGUGGGAAAGGAGGCAAGGACGAGGACGAUGAAGAUGCCGAAUCCAAGAAGCUACGAGGAGCUCUAGCGGGAGCUAUAUUAACGGAUAAGCCAAAUGUGAGAUGGGAAGAUGUGGCUGGUUUACAGGGCGCGAAAGAGGCACUUCAGGAAGCCGUCAUAUUACCCAUUAAGUUCCCUUCCCUGUUCACAGGGAACCGUCAACCCUGGAAGGGUAUAUUGCUCUACGGGCCACCUGGAACGGGUAAAUCCUACCUAGCUAAGGCCGUGGCUACAGAGGCGAACAGCACAUUUUUCAGCGUGAGCAGUAGUGACCUGGUUUCAAAGUGGAUGGGAGAGAGUGAGAGGCUCGUUAAGCAACUUUUUAAUAUGGCCCGAGAAAACAAACCAGCCAUUGUUUUCAUCGACGAAAUAGACGCCCUUUGUGGCACCCGUGGUGAAGGAGAGCCAGAUGCGUCUCGCCGUAUCAAAACAGAGCUGCUCGUGCAGAUGGAUGGUGUUGGCAAGGAUUCUAGCGGCGUACUGAUUCUUGGAGCAACGAAUAUUCCCUGGCAACUAGAUUCAGCUAUUCGACGGCGGUUCCAGCGAAGAGUUUACAUAAGUCUACCAGAUAUUGCCGCCCGGAUGAAAAUGUUCAAAAUAAGUAUAGGCAGCACGCCCUGUCAGCUAACGGUGCCUGAUUAUCGAACACUUGCCGAACUGACCGACGGUUACUCGGGGAGCGAUAUCAAUAUUGCUGUUCAAGAUGCGCUCAUGCAGCCUGUACGCAAAAUUCAAUCUGCAACACACUAUAAAAAGGUAAUGGUGGAUGGAGUACAAAAAGUAACUCCAUGCUCACCAGGUGACCAGGGGGCCAUUGAAAUGACCUGGGCGGAUGUGAACCCAGACGAACUUCUGGAACCUCCUCUCGUUCUUAAGGAUUUUGUCAAGGCUGUCAAAGGAUCGCGGCCGACUGUUAGCCCUGACGACCUUGCCAAAAGCGCUGAAUGGACCGCCAUGUUUGGUAGUGAAGGCGCUUAG